Molecule: messenger RNA, 1754 nt
Organism: Cottoperca gobio
Lineage: Eukaryota; Metazoa; Chordata; Actinopteri; Perciformes; Bovichtidae
Gene: trmt11
Product: tRNA methyltransferase 11
Exons: 13
Coding region: 69-1559 (496 amino acids)
Biological process (GO): methylation
Cellular component (GO): cytoplasm
Molecular function (GO): tRNA (guanine(10)-N2)-methyltransferase activity; nucleic acid binding
Source: RefSeq, a predicted model, not a curated record
GUACUUUUCUUUCACAGCCCGGUUUCAAGCAGGUUUCAAGCCGGAAGUAUUUUGAAUCCGCAACAAAUAUGGCGACCUCCACCAGUCAAUCACGCCUCAAGUAUCUGUUACAUCUUGCCCAAGAUAAUCUGGACUUCAGGUUGCCGGAGAUUAAAGCCUUGUUGGCUCUCAGAGGAAAACCCUUCCAUUCUAGUGGAGACUUCAAAGAGAAGUCCCCUUUCUGGUGUCUGGAUGGGUUGUCUGAGGAGGAUGUCCGUGGCGUCAUGGCCAGAUCUGUUUGUGCAAAGUCUGCUUUUGAACUUUGGGGCCACGGACAAACACACAGUGAACUGAAAACAUCCCUCUUGAACUACCCAUCAGAGAACAUGUCACCAUUCAUGCAAAAAGACUCAACUUACAGAAUCAAUGUCUACACUUUCAACAAGACUCUGGAGUUUGUAGACAGAAUCAAAAGGAUUGAUGCUUUGGAGUAUCUUCCGUUUGAAGGAACAGUGAGCCUGAAGAGCUCUCAGCACAUCUUCUGUUUGCUGGAAGAUUAUGGCACAGACCCCAACGACAUCCCUGACCAACCAAACUACAUCUAUUUCGGCCGAUGGAUAGCGGAUGGACAGCGUGAACUGAUUCGCUCCCACAGCGUGAAGAACAGACACUUCAUAGGGAACACCAGUAUGGAUGCUGGGCUCUCAUUCAUCAUGGCCAACCACGCUAAGGUCAAUGUGAAUGACCUCGUCUUUGACCCGUUUGUUGGCACAGGGAGCCUGUUGGUAGCGUGUUCUCAUUUUAGAGCCUACGUCUGUGGAACAGAUAUUGAUUACAACACUAUUCAUGGCAGAGGUCGGUCAAGCCGUAAAAACAAUACGUGGCGAGGACCUGAUGAGAACAUCAGAGCCAACCUGCGGCAGUAUGGAACAGAGGAGAUGUAUUUAGAUGUAAUGGUGUCUGAUGCGUCCAAGCACGUGUGGAGGGAGGCUGCUCUGUUUGAUGCCAUCAUCACUGAUCCUCCGUACGGUAUCCGUGAGUCCACAAGGAGAACUGGCUCUCACAAAGACGUUUCUAGACCCCCCGAUGGCAUCUAUGUAGAGUCUCACGUCCCUGUCACACAGGCGUACCACCUGAGUGACAUCUUCACAGAUCUGUUAAACUUCUCUGCCCACCACCUUGUCUUGGGCGGGAGGCUUGUCUAUUGGCUGCCUGUCUACCGACCAGAGUACUGUGAGGAGAUGGUGCCUCCUCACCCAUGUCUCCGGAUCAUCAGUAACUGUGAGCAGACACUCUCCAGCCACACCUCACGACGUCUGAUCACCAUGGAGAAGUUCAAGAAGCCUGAGUUUUGUUACCCCAGGUUUUCCGGCAGAGUGGUCAUGGAAAUUGUUUCCAGGUUGCUUGGCAGCAUCAGCAAGCAAAAGAGAGGUGUUGCUGACAAAUUACAGGCCCAGCGUUGGAGUCAUCGCGUCCAACUCAACUCACCUCAUUAUUCCUCUUCCCAGCAUCUCUCUUCCUCCCUUCAUCCCUCCGUUGACCAACAGCUACCUUACAGCCAAGACAAACUGUCUAACUGAAGGGAUUAUUAACAGUUCAUGUGCAGUACAUUGUUCAUGUACACGAGCACAGUCCUGUUACUACAUGCAAGCAUGGAAAACAUAUGCUAACCUUGUGACGCCAAUAUGAUAGUGGCUUCAUUGACUGGAAAAAGGAAGAGCUGUUUCAACUUUUACACCAAAAUUACCUUUGUAUUAGUAUAGUGUUAUCAGUUU